CUUCUAUCGCGUGCUACUACUGGACGUUAGAGAACGUUUAGUAACCAUCUUCGUUUUGGUUUGCUGUUAACAGACAGUCUUGUUAGUCUUGUUUCACACCAUAUAGGGAUCUCUUAAAACAGAAAAAUUGAAGUAGCCUUCGGUAUUUUUCAAAAAAGACAUUAAAAAAGUAUUUAAAAGCUUAGAGCGAAGAAAAAAGCGGAGAAAGCUGUUGCAGAACGGAGGCUAUUCCGCACCUAAGCGGACCAUCCUUGAUGCUUUGACUGAAGUUACAAGCAACAUUAGGAGAAGGAAGAUAGGUGAAAAAUGACCACUGCUAACAAGACUCCCCCUGGUGCAGAUCCAAAACAGCUGGAAAGGACAGGAACUGUUCGAGAAAUAGGUUCACAAGCUGUUUGGUCUCUUUCAUCUUGUAAACCGGGAUUUGGGGUGGAUCAGUUACGAGAUGAUAAUCUAGAAACAUACUGGCAAUCUGAUGGAUCACAGCCUCAUUUGGUCAACAUCCAGUUCAGAAGAAAAACUACUGUGAAGACAUUAUGCAUUUAUGCAGAUUAUAAAUCUGAUGAAAGUUACACUCCAAGCAAAAUCUCUGUGAGAGUAGGAAACAACUUUCACAAUCUUCAGGAAAUUCGGCAACUUGAAUUAGUGGAGCCAAGUGGUUGGAUUCAUGUUCCUUUAACUGACACCCAUAAGAAACCUAUUCGCACAUUUAUGAUUCAAAUUGCAGUUUUAGCCAAUCAUCAGAAUGGAAGAGAUACACAUAUGCGACAAAUUAAGGUUUAUACACCAGUUGAAGAAAGUUCUAUUGGUAAAUUUCCUAGAUGUACAACAAUUGAUUUCAUGAUGUAUCGAUCGAUCAGGGCUUUAAAAAAUUUUGGUAAGGAGAAAUAAAAAUAAAAUCUGGUGUUCACACCUUAAAACAAGAUAUCAAAGACUUCAAAUCCAAAUGUUGUCUGAAGAUUAAUCAGAUGGUACCAUGAAACUGCAGGAAUUGAACUCAGCAAGACCUGAAAACCAUGUGAAAGUUCCUAAUUUACUUUGGACCUAACGACCACAUAAAUGAGGUUUUGCCAUGUGUGCUAUCUGAAAGCAUUUCAAACCAUAGGUUUUAUUGACACAGACAUGUUUUUUUCCUUAAGACUAAUUGCUUUUUCCACAGAUUUAUACCAUGUUGCUUCUUGCUUCCAAUAAUGCUGCUUUUUUUGUUAAAAUAUUAUAUACAUUCUUCAUGUAUACUCACGUGCUGUUAAGUAAUGUCAGUGGCAAUUAUCUCUUUUUAACUGUAUUCUACAUGUGUUUACCAAGUCAAUUUGAAGAUAAUGAUGGUUUCAAAAAUAUUAUUUUUAUUAUUACAAUAUUUAUUAUAUAAAUAAUAUUCAAGGCACAAAGGUUUUUUUAAAGAUAUAAAUGUCCAAUCAAAUUGUUUUUCAAUCUCUGUAUUUCUGGUUUCACAUAACACUUAAAGUUUAGAGUCCAAUGAGACCUGAAUGAAUGAUAAUAUUCAUAUGAGAUCAGUCUAUCCUCUCAGCUCUUGCUGAACUAACAGAUCUGGCAGAAUUUUGAACAUUAUUUUCCAACUAAGAAAUAUGCCCUGGUUUGGUGAAUGUUUAUGAUAGGGAACAAAUAUUUUAACCCAGUUCAGUUCUUUGCAUUAGAUAAUGCUGCCCAGAAUUGCUUUGCAGCGAAUGGCUAAAUAAAUAAAUAAAUAAACAAACAAAACAAAACAAUUGACUUGAAAACUGCACAUGAAUGAAGAGAGAGAGAGAGAGAGAGUUAGUUAGUUAGUUACGGUUGACUUGAAAACUGCACCAUAAAUAAAGUUACUCAUCAAAAUAUAGUUACUCAUCAAUACUUCCUUAUCAAAAUAGACUGAGGUACUAAGUGGAGCACAACAGUUCAACUAAGUUCAGGGUACAAUACUCUUCAACAUUUUGUUAAUUAUUUGAAUGAGGAAUUUUUAUCAAAUUUGCAGAUGAUAUAAAAUUAGUGAUAACUAACAUUUCAGAAAAGAGAAAAUACAAAAUGGUUUUGACAGGCUAGGGCAGUGGUGGCAAACCUAUGGCACGCGUGCCAGAGGCGGCACUCAGAGCCCUCUCUGUGGGUAUGCGUGCCAUCGCCCCAGCCCCAC
This is a messenger RNA of Crotalus tigris (Tiger rattlesnake), 2128 nucleotides long. RefSeq names its product anaphase promoting complex subunit 10 (gene ANAPC10). The record is from RefSeq and is a predicted model, not a curated record. The coding region runs from base 307 to 891 and encodes 194 amino acids. Gene Ontology annotation, biological process: protein K11-linked ubiquitination; anaphase-promoting complex-dependent catabolic process. Lineage: Eukaryota; Metazoa; Chordata; Lepidosauria; Squamata; Viperidae. The transcript is spliced from 6 exons. Gene Ontology annotation, cellular component: anaphase-promoting complex.